Molecule: messenger RNA, 2175 nt
Organism: Tetrahymena thermophila SB210
Lineage: Eukaryota; Ciliophora; Oligohymenophorea; Hymenostomatida; Tetrahymenidae
Exons: 24
Biological process (GO): nucleocytoplasmic transport; activation of GTPase activity
Cellular component (GO): nucleus; cytosol; perinuclear region of cytoplasm
Molecular function (GO): small GTPase binding; GTPase activator activity
Source: RefSeq, a predicted model, not a curated record
AUGCUUUUUUAGCCUAUUUAAAUUUAUAGUAAAAGUCUAAUAAAAUUUUUAUUUAAAAAAGCUGAAAUAAAUUAAUUAAAUUUUAAAUUCAAAAAAGUUUAAAGCAUAAAGUUUAGAGAAAAGAAAAAAAAGACAAAAAAAAUGUAAACAGAUUAACUUGUUGAAAAUUUGUUAGAUCUAGGAUUUCAUACUUAUUUUUCAUAUGUGAAUGAAAGAAUGAAAAUAAUCUUGAGAAAAAUAAGUGAAGAAGAAAUUUAAGUCAGCUAAUACAUUGAAUUUAGACACUUGCUACCUUAGAUUUAGUUUCUUAGUAUAGAAGUUUAAAGAGAUGUUAUUUAGAGUUUAGACAAGCUUACUUAGUUCUUUGAUAGUCUACCUUAGAUUUCUGAUUUAAAAGAAUUAUAGGUUACUAUACAUUCAAAUAAUAACAUUUAAGCUGAGGGGUGUUAAGUUAUUUCGAAUUUCAUCACUUCUAAUAGCAAAAACCUGAAUUCAUUAGAUCUAAAGAUUCAUUAUAAUCAAAUUAAAGAGUAAGGAGGAAUGCAUGUAGGAUAAUGCUUACAACAGUUAACUAAAUUGGAAAAUCUGAUUUUAGAAAUAGGAAAUGAAAAUGAUAUCAGAGUUCUUGGCUGUGAAGCAAUAGGAAUAGCCUUAGCCUAGCUAAAAGAUUUAAAGAACUUAUCUAUAUGCGUUGGAGGGAAAAACAAUAUUUAAGGAAAUGGAGCUGCAAAACUUUUACAAGGGCUAAAACAUUUGAGUCUUAAUUAUUUUAAGUUAAGUUUGUUCCCUUAUGAAAUAGAUGAUCAGGGAUUUGUAGACAUGCAAAACGAGUUGACUUAAAUAAAAUCUUUAUAAACAUUAGAUUUAUCACUAAUAUUUGGCAAUGCUGAAAUUUAUGUUAAUGGAUUUAAAUAUCUUGGAAUGAAUUUGCCAUAAUUAGAUAAUUUAAAAGUAUUAGACUUUUAAUUUUAUGGUCCUAUAAGCAUUCCUCAGUCAAAUAAUCUUGUUUCUUAAAUAUACAAAUUGAAAUACCUGGAAUAGUUUAAGAUGAAUUUCUUACCAUAAGCUUCACUAUCUUCAUAAGUUCAAAUAGAUAGUUUUUUGCAAAGUCUUUCAAAGUGUCAAACACUCAAUAAAUUGCAUAUUACAUUACCAAGCUGUGUUUUUAGCAUAUCAAACUAAUUUGAAGAAGAAAUAUAAAUUCCAUUCCAAAAUCUCUUGGAUUUUGAAUUUAAGUUUGGAAAUGCAAGUCUUUCAGAUGAAGCUUCAAAUGCAAUUGGUGACUAAAUAAGCAAGAUGAUAAAAUUAGAAAAUUUAAAAAUUGAAUUAAGGAACAAUAGUGAUGCAGUUGAUUAAACCGUAAAAAAUAUUAUGAAAGGAGUUGAAUACUGUAGUUAUCUCAAAAGUUUCUUCUUUGAAAUAGGAAGUAAAAACAAAGUUUAGUCAGAAGGUGUUAGUUGCUUGAUAGGUUCUUUAUAAAAUAAGUACUAUUUAAAUAAUUUAACACUAAAGUUUGCAAGUGGAAAUAAAAUAGAAAGUAAAUCUUUUGACAACUUUUAAGAAGUUAGUAAAACUCUUUCUUCUCUCUAGGCUCUUACUUUGGAAAUAAAAGAGUCCAAUUUAAAAAGCCAAGAUAUUGUGACACUUAAAAACAGUCUCCAAAAUCUUUAAGCCCUUAGAGAUUUCAAAAUCAUAUUUAAUAGAAAUUAUGAUCCUGAAAAUCAAAACUAAAUAGAAGAAAGUAACGAAAUAACUUAAAAUUUUGGGGAGCUUUUUGGUGCAAUUAAAUCAAUCGAAGUUCUUUAGUUUAAUUACAUGCAAUAUUAGCAAAUAAGCUAGUUAAAUCAAAACAAUAUCUUUAAUGGGCUAUGCUCUAGCUUACUUAAUUUAAAGGUAUUACAAAUCAUGUUGUCAAACUAAAUAGAAUUUAAUUCUGAAAGCUUUUAACUACUUUAAACUGCUUUAUCCAAGUGUACUAGUUUGAUAGAGCUAGAAUUAAAAUUAUAUGGACGUAAUGAAGAAUAAAAUGAGACAAGAAUAGAUAGAAUUCUUAAUAACUGCAAUAAUUUGCUCAAAUUCUCAUAUCAAAUAUAAUUUAUUUGGGGUUAAGAAUUGAAGAGACUGAAUAAAAAUGCCAUGAAGAAAAAGAGAAUUCUCAUUAUAAAUAAAUUAUGA